AAGUGGCCAACAAAUGUAGAUAAAAUCACACACAGAUAUCUAGGUAGGAAAGAAAAAGAAGGAUUGAUAGAUCUAGGCAGGCUGGAAGAAGCUCUAGAGCCCUAGAGAAGAGAAUAGAUAGACAAUGGGGUCUGAUGCGAGGCCUGGCGGCUUCGAUUGCUUGGAAGAGCUAGUGCGGCACAAGGGAUGCGUUGUCAAGGAUGGCGGAUUUGCAACGCAGCUGGAGAAGCACGGCGCUCUCCUCAACGAUCCGUUGUGGAGCGCGCUCUGCCUCAUCACCAAUCCGGGCCUCAUCGCUAAGGUGCAUUGGGAGUACUUGGAAUCGGGAGCGGAAGUUCUUGUCACAUCCUCGUAUCAGGCCACACUUCAAGGAUUUCAGUCUCGUGGGAUCAGUCUGGAAGAAAGCGAAGCUCUUCUCCGCAAAAGCGUGACGCUGGCUUGCGAAGCUCGGGAUCGGUUCUGGAGGACAAAGAGAGCUCAAAAAGCUGAGAGAUUUAAUCGUCCUCUAGUCGCAGCUUCGAUUGGAAGCUAUGGAGCGUUUCUAGCAGAUGGUUCCGAGUAUAGCGGUGACUAUGGUCCAGGAAUGACUCUAAAAAAGCUCAAAGAUUUCCAUCGACGAAGGCUUCAAAUUCUUAGCAGCUGCGGCCCAGACUUACUUGCCAUCGAAACAAUUCCCAGCAAACUCGAAGCUCAGGCUUUUAUCGAGUUGCUCGGAGAGGAGGAUAUUGACGUACCAGCAUGGAUAGCAUUUAGCUCCAAAGACGGGAAAAAUGUGGUGUCUGGAGACAACUUCUCGGAAUCCAUAGCCAUGCUCGAUAAGUGUGACAAAGUUGUGGCUGUGGGAAUCAACUGCUGUCCUCCACAUUUUGUGGAAGGACUUAUUCACGAAGCUCGCAAGGCUACCUCAAAAACAAUCGUGGUUUAUCCUAACAGUGGAGAGCAAUAUGACCCGAAGACCAAACUUUGGAAGCAUGAAGAGAAUUGUGAAAAGGAUUUUAUGGCGUUUGUCAAAAACUGGAAGCGAGCUGGGGCUAAUGUGAUUGGUGGCUGCUGCCGAACGACUCCAGACACAGUGAGAGGUAUUUGCUCGGCAAUUUUUUGAAACAUAAACCCAGCCAGCUCUCAAUUUUGUAUAACUCAUAAAAAAUAUGUUCACUCAAACGCAAAUCUCAGAGGCUCUAGAUAA
Molecule: messenger RNA, 1186 nt
Organism: Selaginella moellendorffii
Lineage: Eukaryota; Viridiplantae; Streptophyta; Lycopodiopsida; Selaginellales; Selaginellaceae
Product: homocysteine S-methyltransferase 1
Exons: 7
Coding region: 125-1102 (325 amino acids)
Biological process (GO): S-methylmethionine cycle
Molecular function (GO): S-adenosylmethionine-homocysteine S-methyltransferase activity; zinc ion binding
Source: RefSeq, a predicted model, not a curated record